Molecule: messenger RNA, 555 nt
Organism: Arabis nemorensis
Lineage: Eukaryota; Viridiplantae; Streptophyta; Magnoliopsida; Brassicales; Brassicaceae
Source: the annotation of a GenBank genome assembly
AUGAGCGAAGAGCAGCUAGAUAAACCUACAACUCACGACGUAAAAGGAGAGGCCGAUAAGACUCCCGCGACGGAGGACAAAGAGAAAGAUGUUGUCGCCGAGCCAUCCGAUGAACAGGCGGAGGGACAAUUAAACCCGAAAAAGGUGGUAGCAAAUCCUCCAGCAUCGCAAGGAUCCAUAACGAUUGGAGAGGCUUUAGAGGCAGCGGUUCUCACGGCAGGGAAUAAGCCGGUCGACUGGAGCGACGCAGCUGCCAUACAAGCGGCUGAGGUUAGAGCCACAGGACGGACCAACAUCAUGCCCGGAGGUGUUGCAGCUUCGGCUCAAUCAGCUGCCACUCUUAACGCUCGAGUUACCGACGACGACGACAAGACUACGCUCGCCGACGUUCUCACUGGAGCGAGUAGCAAAUUACCGUCAGACAAAGCAGCAACGAGAAAAGACGCAGAGGGAGUGACAGGCGCAGAGAUGAGGAAUGAUCCUCAUCUCACUACUUACCCAACCGGAGUGGCUGCCUCUGUCGCUGCCGCUGCUCGGAUUAAUCAGGCCAAGUGA